AUGAAAUGGAACUAUCAUGCAGAUUGGGAGAGGAGAUUCUUUUCCCGUCAUUUUUCUGUUAAAUGGUGGGAUCGUUUUGAAGUCCACCGUAUAUCUGAAUAUUUUUACAGAGAUUUCCCUGCACUACCUCCUAAGCCUGAGCCUAAGCCUAAGCCUUCUUCUUCUCAGUCUUCCCAAAUUUCUACUGAAGGAAAAUCUAGAGUUGAGCUAAGAGAUUUAGCCAAACAGUUACUUUUGCAAGCUGAAGAAAUGCAAGAUGAUGAUGAUGACAAUGAAUCUGAAUCCUCCUCCAGCUGUCAGCCUCGGCCUCAGAGCCCUAGUCCUGAUCGCCCUAUGAGAUGGUCUGACUAUCCCCAUGGUCAAGACCCUAAUGAAGCCUAUUCUGCCUAUGAUCUGAAUUCAGACUAA
Molecule: messenger RNA, 408 nt
Organism: Prunus armeniaca (apricot)
Lineage: Eukaryota; Viridiplantae; Streptophyta; Magnoliopsida; Rosales; Rosaceae
Source: the annotation of a GenBank genome assembly